UUGAAAGGAAGUUAAUGUGGACUUUCGCACUGACUUUUUACGCAACUCGGACUCGCAUUAGAUAUUUUACUAUUUGUAAAUGUAUACCUAACUAGCUAGCUAGUUAUUGACAGAGAAGCGCAACACAUGUUCGGGGGGUUCGUUCCAUAGCCCGUAGUAGCAUAUACAAUGUGGACACUGAAACCUUUAGAAUCCGGAGCUGUCACCCACUACCUCCUGCCAGGUAAGGAGUAUGUGGUGGGGCGUAAGAACUGUGAGGUCAUCCUGCCCAAUGACCAGUCCAUCAGCCGGGCUCAUGCUCACCUUACCGCUACAGACCAGACCCUGACCCUGAAGGACUGCUCUAAGUAUGGGACAUUUGUUAACGAGGAGCGUCUGUCAGGUGACACCCCUCGCAGCCUAACGGCAGGGGACAGAGUGACAUUUGGGGUCUUCCACAGCAAGUUCAGUGUGCAGCAGGUAACGGUGGUGGUGUGUUCAUCCUGUGUGGAUAAUGAAGGGAAGAUCUCUCUGUCUCAGGCCCUGCAGCCUCUGGGUGGCCGACUGGCCAACACCUGGACACAGGACUGCACUCACCUGGUCAUGCCCACUGUUAAAGUCACCAUCAAGACUAUCUGUGCGUUGCUGUGCUGUCGGCCCAUAGUCAAGCAGGAGUUUUUCACUGAGCUCACCAAAGCCCUGCAACAGAAACAACCACCUCCAAAAGCUGAGAGUUUCUUCCCAGAGAUAGACGAGCCCAGUCUGAAUAAGGAUGAGGUGGACCUGACAGAGAGGCCAGAACGUAAAGAACUUUUCACUGACAAGACCUUCCUCUUCCUCAAUGCCAAACAGCAAAAGCGUCUGAGUUUGGCAGUGAGUUGCGGAGGUGGGAGGAGCCAGCUCCUGGAGGAGGGGUCUGUCCCUGUGUCACUCCUGGAGUCGCCUUUGAGCUGUGUGAUCAACAUGGCAACGGGAAACUCCCAAGCACUAGUGCCCCCCUCCACUAAGAAGUGGGCAGACUCUGUGGGGAGGAUUCUACAGAGGAAAGGUCUUCGGUUCAUCACAGAGUCUGAGAUCGGAUUGGCUGCCAUCUAUGUCAGCUGUGACAAGUACUGUAAUCCCUCCAAUCAGAUGGCUGACUCAGAAUCCAUGAGAAUGAAACCCACCAUCCCCGGUGCCACGCUAUCCCAGAAUGCACCAGUGGACGAGACGGUGCUGCCAGCGGCGUCUCAGAACAUCACAGCCUAUGCUGUAAACACCGAGCCCUCACAGGGCAUCAGUGGGGUGGAUGUGGCUGGGGUGAGUGCAGUUGGAGAGACCCCUGAGAGGGACCAGAGCCGGACAACCUCUCAUCUUGACCGACCCAAAUGCUCCUCAGGCAGAGAGCUGGCCGGGACCUGCACAGUGGCAGAGACUAUGAUGUCAUCAUUCAGCGCCUCAGACAGCGCUGGUGGUGGCGGCUCAGACAGAAAAAAAGGAGAGAUACAACACCCAGGUGGAGGGAAAGGUGAUGCUAUCACCAGAUUCCUAGCCACUGCCCCUCGGACCAACGGGGGAGUGCAGACGAUGUCCACACAAAAGUGCUCCUCCCAGAAACAACAGGUCUCGCAGAAAGGUUCCCCCCAGAAACAGUCUGCCCUCACAAGUUUCUUCCAGCCUGUCGGCAAGAAAAGACCUCGGGAAGGCAAGGAGUCCCCUACUGUCCAAUCAGAGGCCAAGCUCUCCAGGAGGGAAGAGGAGGAGGAGAAGAGGAAGAGGACAGAACCACAGCACACGGAGACCUCCAACACCACACACACACGUGCGCCCUCAAACACCACCACACACACUCCUUCUGCCACGACACACACACGGGCUACCACACACACCCCCACAGGCAGGUCCCAGGGCCAACAGAGCUCAGGAGCAGGUCAGACUGAGGCUCUGUCAGAGGGGGUCUCCCACCCUGCCCAGCAGGGGCUCCAAUCCAGGAAGAGGAAAGAGAUGGAGGAGGAGACGAAAGGGGGUGGGGCUUCAGAGAUAGAGAUGGACGAACUGGAGUCCAUCAUGUCUGAGGACAUGGACGAAUCAGAUGAGCCCAUGUCAGCCAGUCAAGGCCAGAGGUCGAAGCUGACGGACAAGAGCUCAAUCGAUAGAAAACAGCUCCUAAAGACAGUGGAACUUACCUCUGCCAAUAAGAAACAGCGGGUUGAUCCAGUGGAACCAAUCACAGCCUAUCAUGGGUCAAGCUUGGAUUCAGAAGAGGGCUCGUCAGCCAAUAAAAGACAGCGAGCGGAGCCUGUAGCUGAGGUCAAAGAGGAAGAGGUGUCUUUCAUUGAGGCAAAACCAGUUAGUGGUGUGGCCCCUGGUCAUCUGGAAAAGCCGGAGACUGAUACCAAACCCUCCAAACCUGCCAAACAAAAAGCCUCAGGUUCAGGGGGUGAGAAUCUCCCCAGCAGACUUCUAGUAGUGGAGUUCAAAUCCCUCACCGGGGCAACACUGGCCAGACCUAAACCACGCCCCACGGAGACGCACAGCAACGUCAACAGGAAGGACUUCAAACGCUUCCGUAAGGUCCCAGUGCCCGGUGCCCAGGGUUUGCCCAACAUCAUCGGAGGGUCAGACCUGUUGGCCCACAACCGGGGCAAGAACUCUGAGCUGGAGGAGUGGCUGAGAGACGCAGCAGAGGAUGAGCGUCAGAGCAAGAAAGAGGAGACUUUGGGAGAUGACCUCUUCAGGUACAACCCCAAACCCACCAAGAAAAGAUGAGAGCACCUGGAUGCAACAUGUGAAGCCCUGCAGACGAAUGGAAUCUUAAGACACAGGAAGGGAUGUCAACACCCCAUGGAAUGUUUUGCGCUUCUAGAAUUGUUAGUUUGAUAGAACUGCCAUCUCCGCUCCACUAAUAAUGUUAAUGAAUGGAUCUUUGAGUUAACUCUUGAUCAUUGUACUCAAAAUUACCAGAGGGACCUUUCAAUGACAAAUGUUUAAACAGUUUUUGUCAGUGAUAGAUGUGGGCAGAAAUGUCUAACUUUCUAUGUACUGUACACUAAUUAUAUACCUUGAUUUAGUCACUGAUGGCGAGCAAUGUAAACAAAUAUAGGUUUUACGUUUCAAUAUAUUUUUUUGAUUUUUAUUUGUCCAUAAUAAAAAAUACAGUAUACAAAACA
Molecule: messenger RNA, 3128 nt
Organism: Coregonus clupeaformis (lake whitefish)
Lineage: Eukaryota; Metazoa; Chordata; Actinopteri; Salmoniformes; Salmonidae
Product: nibrin-like
Exons: 17
Coding region: 169-2727 (852 amino acids)
Biological process (GO): mitotic G2 DNA damage checkpoint signaling; telomere maintenance; double-strand break repair via homologous recombination
Cellular component (GO): Mre11 complex; nucleus
Molecular function (GO): damaged DNA binding; protein binding
Source: RefSeq, a predicted model, not a curated record